GAGAUCCUGCUCCCCCCUCACUGCUCUGUGUCUGAUCUCUGCCCCUGCAUCCGCAAGGUGAACUUCUUUUUGGACCACUUGUGAAGUCACUGUAACAAAGAAAAUGUCCUAUGUGAUCAGAAUGAAUGGAAACAGCAACGGCAUUCAGAAAGAUGCCCUCAAUGGAAAGGGCAUUGGUAGAAACGGUAUCAGUGAAAAUGGCAUUGACAGAAACUGUGUGAGCAAGAACGGCGUCAAUGGAAACAGUUUCAGUGUGAACGGGUUUGAUGGGAACGGUUUCAAAGGGAUCUCAGUUCACCAUGUGAGUGCACGUGUCCCGGUGAGCGCGGCAAAGCUGAAGGCACGCAGACAGCGCUGGAAUGUCAGAGCCUCCGAGAUGUCCAAAAACACGCUGAACCCUAUCCGGGCUAUUGUGGAUGGCAUGAAGCUCACCCCAAACCCAGAGAAGCCCAUGAUCGCCCUGUCCAUUGGUGAUCCCACUGUAUUUGGAAACUUACCUACGGAUGAUAGUGUGCUCCAGGCAAUGAAGGAUGCGAUAGAUUCCCACAAAUUCAAUGGCUAUGCCCCCUCAGUAGGUUAUCUGCAGAGCAGAGAGGCUGUGGCGAACUUCUACAGUCAAGCAGGAGCCCCCUUGGAGGCUAAGGAUGUGAUCUUGACCAGUGGCUGCAGCCAGGCUAUAGAGCUGGCCAUCAGUGCUUUAUGUAACCCAGGAGACAACAUCCUGGUUCCUUGCCCUGGAUUCUCCCUCUACAAAACUCUGGCAGUGUCUGUGGGUGUCCAGGUCAAAUUUUACAACCUGCUGCCAGAGAAAUCCUGGGAGGUCGAUCUGCAGCAUUUGGAGAGUCUGAUCGAUGACCGGACGACGUGCCUGAUCGUCAACAACCCAUCCAACCCCUGCGGCUCUGUGUUUACCAAAGAGCACCUACGAAACAUACUUGCAGUUGCAUCAAGACACUGCAUCCCUAUCCUUGCUGAUGAAAUCUAUGGAGACAUGGUCUUUCCCAGCUGUGAGUUUCAUUCCCUGGCCAAUCUCAGCAGUGAUGUUCCCAUCCUAUCCUGUGGUGGUCUGGCUAAGCGCUGGCUCGUUCCUGGCUGGAGAAUGGGCUGGAUCCUCAUCCAUGAUCGCAACAACAUCUUUGGAUCAGAGAUUCGAGAAGCUCUUGUGAAGCUCAGCCAGCGCAUUUUGGGUGCGUGCACUGUUGUCCAGGGAGCUCUAGAGAGCAUCCUAAACAACACCCAAGCAGAGUUCUACCAGAGCACAAUCGGCUUUCUUAAGUCCAACUCAGAGAUUUGUUUCGCAGAGCUGUCUACCGUUCCUGGGCUGAAUCCAGUGAUGCCAUCUGGAGCCAUGUACCUCAUGGUCGGAAUCGAAAUGGAGCACUUUCCAGAAUUCCAGAAUGAUGUGGAUUUCACUGAGCGACUGGUCACCGAACAAUCUGUGUUUUGCUUGCCUGCCACGGCUUUUGAAUAUCCAAAUUUUUUCCGGAUUGUUGUGACAGUUCCAGAAGAAAUGAUGGUGGAGGCAUGUGGGCGAAUCAGGGAAUUCUGUGCGCGUCACUACAGACCUCUCAGCCAAGAAAGCAAUGACCUGGACCAAUGAAAGGCUUUGGCUGGGCUAGAAAGCAACAUAAAUCCAAAGAGAAGACAAACUGAAGUGAUACAUAAAGUAGGAGAUUUUACACAUGAGAAAAGAGAAGUGGACUUGUGGAAGUUUGAAUGAGUUCCUUAUUUAGUGGAAGCCCACAAUUCUAUGUAAACCCUAUAUUUAUAUUUUGUAUGGACAAGUAAACUGUCAUGUAAAUCUUGUUUUUAUCAUUGUAAACUAUGUUAAUCCCACUUCAAAUCCAUUCCUAAAGAAAGGCCACAUGGCCUGCAGAGCCUGUCGCAGUGUUAUAAGCUCGCAGGAUCAAGUGCCUCUGUUGGGUCUUCCUUUCCAAACAGUGUUGGCCAUGCCCUCUAGGCCUCACAGAACACAUGCAUUAUGUUUUCAGUAGUAGUGUUUGUCUUUGAACACCUCACAGUGGCAAUGUGUUUGAAAAUAUUAUCUUGGUGUACUUCAUUAUUUGCAUGCUCUACCACUUUUAUAUAGUAAGGAACAUGCCUCUGUUUAUAUUGUAUUGAUUUUGUGUCAGUAUUAUGUAACAGCUAUUUAAUAAAAUCUUUUCUAAGAGAAAUA
This is a messenger RNA of Pygocentrus nattereri (red-bellied piranha), 2176 nucleotides long. RefSeq names its product tyrosine aminotransferase (gene tat). NCBI's taxonomy places the organism in Eukaryota, Metazoa, Chordata, Actinopteri, Characiformes, Serrasalmidae. Gene Ontology annotation, molecular function: L-tyrosine:2-oxoglutarate transaminase activity; pyridoxal phosphate binding. The transcript has 12 exons. The coding region runs from base 104 to 1600 and encodes 498 amino acids. The record is from RefSeq and is a predicted model, not a curated record. Gene Ontology annotation, biological process: biosynthetic process; aromatic amino acid metabolic process.